AUGUCGAGAGAACGGAGCGUGAUGGCCCGAAAAGAGAACGAGAGUGCUGCCGCUCCUCCUCGGGGCAGCAGGCCCAGCCGAACGCAAGGACAGGGUGACCGAUUGAGGGAGAGGAGUGACUCAAGCGGAGACGCCGUGCGGGCUGCUUACGCGCUACUAUCACCCGAAGCACCAACGCAACACCGCGGCCACGUCGAGGGUCAGACAAUGGCCACGUCGUUCGCCGCAUAUGCAUCUCAGUUCUUGAACAGACCGCAAGCCGGAGCAUCCAGUCUGUCCUCCUCUCAACCUCUGUUCUUCUCCUUCUCAACCGACAACGGUUCUCGUGCAGGCAACCCUGAUGAGGCAGAUCUGGACGACUUGGACGACCCGCACUUGCGUGCGAGCGCAAUGAGCAGGCACACUGCGGGCCAUGAAGACGCACACGCGUAUGGAGACGACGAGGACCCGUAUCUCCGUCUCGACGAAGAGGAAGCUGGUCUGUCUCGGCAUCAGUCGCAGUCAAUACCUUUACUAGGAGCGUCAGUAGGAGAGAGCGCAAAGGGAUGGCUCGCGCACGCUUCACCUCUGCGGUCACCAUCGCCCUCCCUCUCGUCUUCGUCUGUCGACUCGGGACACCCACCACCAGAUUUUAUGACCACUUCUUCUAAGCUCCAUGUUCGAACUGAUCGACUGCAGCCACAACAACCAUCAUUACCACCUCCACCACGAGCCGAGGCCACCCUUUCACUAACAGAGUCUUUGCUGCCUAGAGAUGGUCGCACACGACCCCUAGACAUCUUCUCCCUGCCUGACCCUCGCUACGUCCCGCGAGGGCGGCGGAAAUACAACGACUUUGUCUGGACAGCUCUGUGGUGUGCUGGGCUCAGCAUAUGUGCCUUCUUUUCCAUCCUUGUGCUCUUCCUCACCCAUCGUCCCCCUGGUGGUGGGGGCAAACUCCCCUAUGUCACGUUUCUGCAUACCAUCCCACUGCUCACGAUACUGAUCGUCCUGAGUGCCGUUGUCGCGUAUCUGCAUGUUUAUCUCCUACGGAUAUUUGUCAAGCCUGUCAUGGUUGCUACUUCGGUGUUCAUCCCAGCCACCCUGUUCAUUUCGGCGAUAUGGGCAUUUGUAGGCAGCUUCAUGUGGGAUGGCAAUCAGGAACCAACUUGGGGAGAAACAGUCGGCCUGCGCAUCUUCUCGCUGGUACCAUUGGUGCUAUCUCUGUUGACCGCUCGCAAGUUGCUCGACCUCCCUCGAGACAUCCAUACUGCGUCCUCACUCCUCACGCUGACAACCCGUCUCCUUGUCGCCAACCCUUUUCUCCUGGCGCUCUCCCCCGCCGUCCUCCUCGCAACGCUCGUGGCGUCCAUUCCAUUUGUCACGCUUGCAUUCCGCCUCCUGCUUGUUGGGUAUGCCACCUCUCCAAACACCCAGUUCGAGUGGCACAUCUAUGGGUGGGCCAACUGGGCCAUUGCAGGGACGGUUGGCAUCUGGCUAUGGAGCUGGGGCGUCGCGCGCGGCCUCCUGCGGGUGACCUGUGCGGGCGUCAUCGGGGCGUGGUACUUCGCCGACCCCGCCCUGCCACCGCCCCCGCCUACCUCCACACACAUAAUCCACGCAGCGCUCACGCGUGCUACACAGCCUUCGCUCGGGUCUGUCGUCCUCUCGGCCCUGAUUAUCGCAGGUCUCCGCCUGCUCGGUCUCUUGACCGCUGGCCUUCGCACUCUCCCGUACUACUUGCCGCCGUAUCUCCGCUUGCUAAGCGUCGGUGCUGGUAUGGCCGUUGGCUACCUAGAGAACGUAACAGGAACGCUGAGCAAGUACGCAUUGGUCUACAUGGGCCUGACGGGCGAUCCCUUCUUCCCGAGCGCACGACGCGCACGCGCGCUGACUGCGGCCGUGGAGAGUUCGUCGGUGGUGAACUAUCGCAGACGGUUCAAGACCGAACCGUCGCUGACUAUCCUGACGGUUGCCCCUCUGACGCUCACGUUCCCGUUCGCUUUGGGCACGUAUCUGUUCGUGGCACACACCCUAGACGCGCCGGAUCAGGCAUUGCCGGCCGCGCUGCUCGCGGGAGCGGUGACGGCUCUUGUUGGCCUAUUCUGUGUUGGUCUGGUCAGAGACACCGCGGAUACACUGUACAUCUGCUACUGCAUCGACAAGGACGUGGGUGAGCGCCAUAGGGACGAGGUAUUUGAGGCAUUCGAGUACGAGAACCGAGGAACUCGAUCUACGCAACAGCGUCGCCCGCAACAGUCGGCACCAGUCUCACACCAGCCGACAUCAAUCUCACAGCGGCCCCGCGAACGCUUGGAGCCGCACCCCCUGCCGCCUGUGCAACGAGAGGCAACACCAGAUCCCUUCGAGGAGUCGCCCCUGGAGACGCGAUCGCCACCCCUCCCUGACCCGCACUCGCCCGCGUCCUCGGGGCUAAACUCACAGACGAGGAUGCCUUUGAGCAGACGCAUGAGUGUGCUCCCUGAGCCGCUACUGAGCACGACGCUCCCGCCGCAUCACGAGAGCGACGAGGAAGAGGGGGAGGAGUCGCAGCUGUUCCCUGGCUCCGAUCUCUUCUGAUGUUGCUCUAAGUCUGUGUCUGGAUCGGCCUGUUUCUUGUUCCCGUCAUUUGCUAUUAGAUGGUAUGUCGCUCUCAGUGUUGAACGUCCAGGGCAAGAUUCCAUUACACGCAUGUUCAUGGUCGUGCAUAUGUACCUUGCUUGUAGUUCCUGUGAUCAUCCGCCGUCCUCGGACUCGCCCGCGAGCUAGCAAUGCAUGUAAUAUAAGUGCUACGUACAUACUCAGUUGUAGUUCAUUCCCUGG
This is a messenger RNA of Postia placenta MAD-698-R-SB12, 2802 nucleotides long. RefSeq lists its product as hypothetical. NCBI's taxonomy places the organism in Eukaryota, Fungi, Basidiomycota, Agaricomycetes, Polyporales, Adustoporiaceae. The transcript has 7 exons. Gene Ontology annotation, molecular function: transmembrane transporter activity. Gene Ontology annotation, cellular component: plasma membrane. Gene Ontology annotation, biological process: transmembrane transport. Bases 1 to 2559 code for a protein of 852 amino acids. The record is from RefSeq and is a predicted model, not a curated record.